Messenger RNA from Cylas formicarius (sweet potato weevil), 1556 nucleotides. RefSeq lists its product as uncharacterized. The coding region runs from base 302 to 1537 and encodes 411 amino acids. Gene Ontology annotation, molecular function: glucosaminyl-phosphatidylinositol O-acyltransferase activity. Gene Ontology annotation, cellular component: endoplasmic reticulum; membrane. NCBI's taxonomy places the organism in Eukaryota, Metazoa, Arthropoda, Insecta, Coleoptera, Brentidae. The record is from RefSeq and is a predicted model, not a curated record. The transcript has 2 exons. Gene Ontology annotation, biological process: protein localization to plasma membrane; GPI anchor biosynthetic process.
ACAGAUAUAAGGUAAUCUGAUUUGACUUGAAUUUUCCCGAUUAUAAUUCUUAUUAUAAAAGUGGUUCAAGCAUGAGUACAAUCGUAGUAACUAAUGAAAAUGUUGCGAUUAAUUUAACUGGCUAUGUAAGUUCCAAAGAAAAUCCAUGGAAGCGAAGUACAAAAUCUCGCAUUACCCAGAAAAUUUUUAAUUUAGCUCAGUGGAUUCAAAUUACUACACAGUCAAUACAGUAAUCUCAAAGGACCCACCCAAUUCGAGCGCCUUAGAAACAUUUCUAGCUAUUUUGCCAUCAUUUUUUUACAUGUUUUUUACAGUAACGGCAUUGUCAUUACUCUCCACAAAGCAAAAAGUGGUAUCAUUCCUUAUUGAAUUUUCAUUUAUAGUUAUUCCUGUUAUACUUAAUGUAACAAUAUUAACAGAGUAUCUCAAAGAUAUUGUGUAUGCAUUGUCACUUGUCAUUGGUUUUAUGUUGUUCUUAGUUUUGAACAAACCCCUAGUGAAAAAUAAAGCUCAAGUUAGGUCAUCCCAUACGAGGAACUAUAUAACAAAUGCUCGUUCUACAAUUAACUUAAUAAGUGUCAUAGCAAUACUAGCUGUUGACUUUCAGACAUUUCCAUCCCGAUUUUCUAAAACCCAAACUACAGGUUUUAGUUUAAUGGAUGUUGGAGUUGGACUUUUUAUUUAUUCAAAUGGAAUUGUCGCUCCAGAAGCUAAAGAAAGGCCAGAUAGUAUUAAAAAGUCCUUAAAAAGCUGUAUCACCUUAACGACCCUGGGAAUAAUCAGACUUAUCUUAACUAGAAUUACCGCAUAUCAUGUUUCUGAAGUAGAGUAUGGUUUGCACUGGAAUUUUUUUAUAACUUUAGCUGUAACUAAGCUAUUCACAUCAAUCAUAUUAAAUGUAGUCAGUAUCAAAUACAUUUAUGCAAGUGCUAUAUUUCUCACAUUUACCCAUGAAGUAUUUUUAGAGACAAUAUUUAAAAAGUUUGUUUUUGGAGAUAUAGUGAGGGAUAAUUUUAUAUCAGCCAAUAGGGAAGGGUUAGUAUCUUCCAUUGGGUAUAUAACUUUAUAUUUAUAUUCAGUGUACUUUGGUUAUUUCAUAUACCAUAAAGAGAGGAGUAAAUUCAACACCCACCUAAAACUUUUUGUCUGCUCAGCAGCAUGUCUUUCAUUAACUUUAAUUUUUGAUUACCUUUUUGGAGUGUCCAGAAGAGUAGCAAGUUCUGGUUAUAUCUUCUGGGUCUUGUUUAUAGGAGUAUUUAUGACUUGGUUGUUCUACUUAGCAGAAAAUUUACAAACAUUUUUUUUUACUAGGAGACUGACUUUCUACCUUUGUUCCCCAAUUAUUUUUGAAGCAAUUAACUACAACGGACUAAUUUUCUUCCUAUUAGCCAAUAUUUUGACUGGUUUAAUCAAUAAGCUUUUAAAUACAAAAAGCUAUGGCCCUAUAAGUUCAUUAUUAAUAAUAUCUUUCUAUAUGUUGUUAAAUUGUAUGGUAGUUUUUAUACUCUAUACGAAACAAAUCAAAAUAAAGUUUUGAAACAUGUUAUUUUGUUUUA